This is a messenger RNA of Misgurnus anguillicaudatus (oriental weatherfish), 4655 nucleotides long. It is a transcript of the gene map4k3b, whose product is annotated as mitogen-activated protein kinase kinase kinase kinase 3b. Gene Ontology annotation, molecular function: ATP binding; MAP kinase kinase kinase kinase activity. The record is from RefSeq and is a predicted model, not a curated record. Gene Ontology annotation, cellular component: cytoplasm. Gene Ontology annotation, biological process: intracellular signal transduction; protein phosphorylation. Lineage: Eukaryota; Metazoa; Chordata; Actinopteri; Cypriniformes; Cobitidae.
CCCCACUGCGCAUGCGUACUGGAAGGCCAUGUUGUUGUAGUUCAGUUUGACUGGACCGUCAUAUCCCACCGUUCCCGUAUGUCUCAGCGAUCAUCGCCCCACUCCCGUCUAUGACAUCGGGGCAUCGCAAAUAAACCGGUGGGAACAAACGCCGUAUCGCACAAUGAAUUUAAGUUUGGAUCUGUCGCGGAGAAACCCGCAGGAGGACUUUGAGCUGAUUCAGAGGAUCGGGAGCGGAACCUAUGGAGAUGUGUACAAGGCUCGUAACGUCAGCACUGGAGAACUGGCUGCUAUCAAAGUCAUCAAAUUAGAACCAGGAGAAGACUUUGACGUGGUGCAGCAGGAGAUUAUUAUGAUGAAAGAUUGUAAACACUCAAACAUUGUGGCAUAUUUUGGCAGUUACCUCAGGAGAGAUAAAUUAUGGAUCAGUAUGGAAUAUUGUGGCGGUGGCUCACUCCAGGAUAUUUACCAUGUUACUGGGCCCUUGUCAGAAUCCCAGAUUGCAUAUAUGUGUCGUGAAACCCUACAGGGUGUUUACUAUCUCCAUAACAAAGGCAAGAUCCACAGAGACAUAAAGGGAGCAAAUAUUCUGCUGACAGACAAUGGCUAUGUUAAGCUAGCGGAUUUUGGUGUUUCGGCUCAAAUAUCAGCGACUUUAGCAAAGAGAAAGUCUUUCAUUGGAACUCCAUAUUGGAUGGCACCUGAGGUGGCAGCCGUAGAGAGGAAAGGGGGCUACAAUCAGCUCUGUGAUAUUUGGGCCGUGGGCAUUACAGCUAUUGAGCUAGCAGAGCUGGAGCCACCAAUGUUUGACUUACACCCCAUGAGAGCUCUUUUCUUAAUGACCAAAAGCAAUUUUCAGCCACCCAAACUGAAAGAUAAAGUCAAGUGGACAAAUAAUUUUCAUCACUUUGUGAAAAUGGCUUUGACUAAAAAUCCCAAGAAGAGACCCACCGCGGACAGAUUGCUACAGCACCCGUUUGUAACUCAGCCACUUAGCCGCACUCUUGCCAUUGAGCUGCUGGACAAAUCCAACAACCCUGACCACAGCACACAUAGUGAUGCAGAAGAAGAUGACAUUGAUCCAGAGUCACCUGUCUCGGUUCCACAUCGAAUCCGUUCGACUAGCAGGAGCUCACGAGAUGGAAAGACUCUGUCUGAGAUCAACUUUGAUAAGGUGAAGUUUGAACCACCGCUAAAGAAAGAGACUGAACCACAUCAUGACAUGGAUCUGCCAUUAGAGCCACAGAGCAUUCUGGGAAAUAACAAGAGUCUAUUAAAAUCUGUUGCUGAGGAACUUAGUCAAAGGGGUCAUGUGACACAUUUAGAGGAUGAGGAGGAGGAUGAAGGUGAUAAUUUGCACUGUAACUCCACGUCAACCAUGAGGCCUAAAGUACCGCCCCCCCUACCUCCCAAGCCGAAGUGUCUAUCUCAGAGCAGUACAGCCUCAGAGGACAGUGGUGGAGAGGGAACUAUCAAACGUUGUCCACCUUCUUCAUGCUCCACCCCUCCUGCACGCCCAGCUUCCUGUGUUCCUCCCAGACCACCACCUCCUCGCCUGCCUCCACACAGGCGUAGUAGUCUAGGUAGUGGACUUUCUGUUCAGGAAAAUGGAGAGAGAGAAAGACUGGCAUCACUUCCUGCAUCCAGUUUACAGAAACCGAUAAGUAAUGGCCUGCCACCUACCCCUAAAGUACAUAUGGGAGCUUGUUUCUCUAAGGUGUUUAAUGGCUGUCCACUGAAGAUACACUGUGCAUGUUCCUGGAUAAACCCAAACACCAAGGAUCAGUAUCUGAUUUUUGGAGCAGAGGAAGGAAUUUAUACUCUGAAUCUGAAUGAAAUCCAUGAGAGCAGCAUGGAACAGCUGGUCUCACGGAGGUGCACAUGGGUGUACGUAAUGAACAACUGGCUGCUCUCUAUAUCAGGUAAAGCAUCUCAGCUAUACUCCUACAACCUGACAGGGCUUUUUGAGCAAGCACGACAGAUGCAGAAGUUACCUGUCGCUAUACCAACACAUAAACUCCCAGACAAAAUCAUCCCUCGGAAGUUUACUGUGUGCAAUAAAAUACCAGAUACCAGGGGUUGUCAGAAAUGCUGUGUAGUGCGAAACCCAUACACAGGUCAUAAGUACUUAUGCGGAGCUUUCCAGUCUAGCGUAAUGCUGUUUGAAUGGGUGGAGGCUAUGCAACGCUUCAUGUUGAUAAAGAGUAUAGACCUUGCUCUGCCAUGUCCAUUAGAAGUCUUUGAGAUGUUGGUGGUUCCUGAGCAGCAUUAUCCACUGGUUUGUGUGGCAGUCAGUAAAGGGAGUCACCCUGAUCAGGUGGUCACAUUCGGCACUGUUGAUCCAAACGCUGCCAUCCCUGCUUUUAUGGAGCCAGAAACGCCUCAGACGUGUGUGAUUCAUGUGACUCAGCUGGAGAGAGACACUGUUCUUGUGUGUCUAGAUCGGUGCAUCAAACUGGUGAAUUUGCAGGGCCGGCUAAAAUCCAAUAGGAAACUGUCAACAGAACUUACAUUUAACUUCCAGAUUGAGGCAAUAGUAUGUCUUCAGGACAGUGUUUUGGCAUUCUGGAAACACGGAAUGCAGGGACGAAGCUUUAAAAACAGUGAGAUUACUCAGGAGAUUUCUGACAACUCGCGAAUCUACAGGCUGCUGGGUUCAGACAGAGUGGUGGUGUUGGAAAGCAAACCGACAGAAGACCCAUCGGCUCAAAGUAAUCUGUACAUUCUCGCGGGCCACGAAAACAGCUACUGACAAUGCAGGCACUACUGACAACACACACUGCCUUAACACACAGUAAAGCCACACUACAUGUUGCACACUACAAAGUAUGUUACUAAGACAUAUACACCUCAUGUUCAUUUGUAAAGCUACUGAACAUAAGACAAAGUAACUAAACGCUACAGUUCAAAAAACACUACAGAUUAAGCUUGGCUUGAUACCAAAAUUUUGGCUUCGGUACGACACCAGCCCCUUGUAACUCAGUAUUGAUGCUAAAUCGAUACCUUGAUGUUAAAUAUGUGCGAUUGAUUUGCACAUCCUGUUUUUCGAUCAUUUACUAAACUAAUAAUUAAUAUUGACAUGAGAUCUUUCAUGUACAGGCCCAUCUUUAAAUCUUGCAGGGUCAAAGACGAACUCAGCUUGAGGUUUUUUAAUUUAAAGUUUGCCCAAUUGUGACCCUGCCUGUGAUUCACUGGUUCUCUAAUUUACUGUUUUCCACAUAAAAUAAUCCUACAUAACGUAAACAACAUUCUUUGAAAAAAAGUUGAUGUAUUUAAUAUUGACUUUGUAAGGUCAUGUCAAGAAUUGAAAUCAAUGUAAAAGCAAUGAUUAACCCCAUUCACACAGCACUUUGAUUUCAGAAAAUUUCCGUAAAAUUGCCAGAGAGCCUUCUGUGUGAACACAAACAUGUCCUGUAAAGAUUCGGUUUGGGAUCACUUCUGUAAAGGGAACCUGGUAACAUUGCCGUAACACAAUGUUAAAAUGUAAAACAUAUUUACAAAACAUUACAACCAAUGUUCCCUAUGGCCGCGUAGGCUUAUUGAAGGUCCCGGUUUUAGUGCAAUCUUGCCUGUGGAAAAAAAUAAAAUAUGUGAAGACUAAACGCUCACUCAGGAAGCAGCAGUAGCGACAGAGCAGGCAUCGAUAUAACCUAAAUCGUAAAUCCACCUUGGCCAAUCAGACGCCUAACAAAAGUGACUUCGCAAGGCAAAAAUACAGUUUUACUGGCUACAUGACAACACUGCAACCGGCGUUUCUUAAAAUCCUCACCCUAACAGGGUUUUUUAAAAAUGUUCGGUUUCAGUGCCCUGAUACUGCAUUUUUGUGUGGACAAACGUCCGAACGCGUAAAAAAAAUUCACGGUUAUAAAAAUACCCGUGUCUGUGUGGACUAGGCCUAACAUUCACAACGAAAAACUGCAAACUGGACUAAAGCAGAGAUCAGGGAGCUCCUCACUAUCUACGCUGAAGUUGAGAUUAUUUACCAGUAUAACAGAACACCACGUCACAUUUUAAAUACGUCACAUCUUUACGGAAUCUUAAAAGGUACUCCAUCUAUAUUGACUUGUAUGGCUUUAUGGAUUUACAUUGAGAUUGUCUAGGAGGCCACCUUAUUUUUUCAAACUACAUGAUGUUAAAUGGUUACAGUCCAAACCUGUUUUCUGUCAGAUGUGAAUAUGUCAAUAAAAUAAGCUGCCAAACAGAAGAUAAACAAUAAUAAUAUAAAUGCACAGCAGGUGGCAGUAUGCGCUUGUUUUAUUUGCCUUACAAGAGGUCUAUGGUUCAGCCUUUUCAAUUUGAACCGGAAACAGUAUGUGGUGGUACGUGCUCUAUGGUUUUGGCUAGAAGGGAUACAACUACAUUCAAAAUCUCGCCGGAUGAGCGCCUUUUUUAUCCUAAUCCCACCCCCAAACCUAACCCUAAAUCAGCUCAGGCACCACGGGGGCAAACCUAACACUCUAGAUAUCCCAUAUAAAAGUUUUUUAUAGUUAACUGUGGUAAAAGUUGUACAUACUGCUUUUAAACCUACUACUGUAAAUACUGGUAAUUUCUAUGGGGGUUAUUGUCCACCACUAUUGUAUAUUAAAGGCGGAGUCCACGAUGUUUGAAAAACGCGUUGGAAAAGGAGACGGGCCGACUACCAAAACACACUUAUA